This is a messenger RNA of Carya illinoinensis, 2523 nucleotides long. Its product is annotated as translation initiation factor eIF-2B subunit delta. NCBI's taxonomy places the organism in Eukaryota, Viridiplantae, Streptophyta, Magnoliopsida, Fagales, Juglandaceae. The transcript has 7 exons. The record is from RefSeq and is a predicted model, not a curated record. The coding region runs from base 188 to 2203 and encodes 671 amino acids.
AGUAAUUUUAAUUCUUUUGGCUGCCCGCAGCUCUGCUCUUCCUCGCUACUCUAUAUUCUCUCGUAUCAAUCCAAAUUCCAAACCCCCAAGCUUUUCCGAUAAACCCCCGAAUAUUUUCCGGGAAAAACUUCCUGGCAAAUUUUCUUUUGACAUUUUCCUGCCAGCCAAACACCUUUUCCAUGCUCCAAUGGAGCCCCGCCGAUCUCCACGCACGGUGAUCGACCCCAAGGUCCGGCAAGUGGGAUUCUUUGCUCCAGGGGCCCCACCUGAGCGCUCUGUCUCAGUUCCACCCGCCCCGAUCGUAUCAUCCUCCUCCUCAUCCCCUCCCGUAUCCGACCUAUCCCCCUCCGGCAACUCCCUCUCUCCAGUCAUGAUCCCUCCUCCACGUCACUCCUCCGCCGAUAACGCCCUCCUCCCCUCCCCAUCCCCUUCCCGUCCGGUUCCGGCCUCCCCACUCCGCCGAGACUCCCUCACCACCGCCGCUGGGAGGAGCUAUAGUAAACCAUCGGACUUCUUUCCUGCCAUGUCCCUAACGGCCUCGUCGUCCUAUGCCGGUAGGAUGGUGGGAAACGCGGAGUUUUCGGCCGACUUGAGGGGAAAUACGGUAAAAGUGGUUCCCACUGCGUCGUCGUUUCCGAGUGGAGGGUUUGAUCUAACGGCAGUGAAGGCGAGUAGCGUGCCUGCGACUGGGCUGACGACAGUGUCAGUGGUGAAGAUGAUGCCUCCUGGUAUUACUGUUUAUGACCCAGAAAUAAUAGUUGAAAAAGUAGGAGGAUCAGUUGAAGUGCAAAAUGACCGACCUGAAAGGUCAAAACCACUGAAGGAGAAAACCUCAAAAGCUGAAAGGCGUGCCCUUCAAGAGGCACAACGAGCUGCAAAAGCUGAAGGAAGUAAAGUACCCGCAUCUUCUGGGGCAGUGAUGGGAGCAAAUGCAAAACCAAUUAAAGCCACAAAGCCUCAUUCACAAAAGAAUGACAGUGCUACAGUUGCAGGUUCCGAGAAGAGGGGAGGUGACCGCCUAUCAGAAAAAGAUAGAAAGAAGGAUGCUCCUCAUCCACGCAUGCAGUAUGAUGAUAAGAUCCGAGUGGAAAAGGCAAAAAGGCGUGCAGUUGUAAAACAAACUGAAGCUAAGAACAGAGUUGAACUGUUUAGGCAUUUGCCUCAAUAUGAGCAUGGAACUCAGCUUCCUGAUCUUGAGUCAAAGUUUUUCCAACUUGAUCCUGUUCAUCCUGCAGUUUACAAGGUUGGACUACAGUAUUUAUCUGGAAGUAUAUCUGGUGGCAAUGCUCGUUGCAUUGCAAUGCUUGAAGCAUUUCGAGAAGCUAUCAAAGAUUACUCAACACCAUCUGAAAAAACUCUCAGUAGAGACUUAACUGCAAAAAUAAGUAGUUAUGUUUCAUUUCUUAUCGAGUGCAGGCCUCUUUCAAUCAGCAUGGGUAAUGCAAUCAGGUUUCUAAAAAGUUGUAUUGCAAAGGUACCUUUGACUCUGUCUGAAUCAGAAGCAAAAGCAUCGCUUCAGUCAGAUGUUGAGCAUUUCAUAAAUGAGAAGAUCAUACUUGCAGACAAUGUGAUAGUCAAUCACGCUGUUACAAAAAUACGAGAUGGCGAUGUUCUUCUUACAUAUGGGUCAUCUUCUGCAGUUGAAAUGAUUCUAUUACAUGCCCAUGAGCUUGGCAAACAGUUCCGUGUUGUGGUAGUGGACUCUCGCCCGAAGCUGGAGGGGAAACUUUUACUUCGUAGGUUGGUGGGAAAGGGCCUUAGCUGUACUUACACUAAUAUAAAUGCCAUUUCUUAUAUCAUGCGUGAAGUUACUCAAGUUUUUCUGGGUGCUUCAUCAGUAUUGUCUAAUGGAACAGUUUACUCAAGAGUUGGAACUGCAUGUGUUGCUAUGGUUGCUCAUGAAUUCCGUGUACCAGUCUUAGUUUGUUGUGAGGCAUAUAAAUUUCACGAAAGGGUACAGCUUGAUUCGAUAUGCUCAAAUGAACUCGGUGAUCCAGAUGUCAUUUCAGAAGUUCCUGGUAGAGAUGACAUUAACUAUUUGGAUGGUCUUACUAAUAGCGAGAACCUGCAACUUCUGAAUCUGAUUUAUGAUGUAACACCUUCAGAUUAUGUUUCAAUGAUAGUCACUGAUUAUGGCAUGGUCCCACCCACCAGUGUGCCUGUCAUUGUGCGAGAGUAUCGGAGAGAACACGUAUGGGUAUAGAUGGUUUGGAGAAGCUUCUCCAAAAUUUUGUUUGCUGAGCGGCCAAUAAAUAGAGUUUUACUUCUCUAUUUGCCCAUGUUUUGGGAAUAAUAAUGUACUCAUCAAAAUUCGGCCUUUUGUUUUUGGUUUUAAAUCGUUGUCACGACUCCGUGAAGAGUGCGAUUCCUUUGCCUCUCCGAGCAGAUUUGGUGUCGUGUUCUCCAUUGUUGUAACAUUCUCUUGCCCUUUUAGUUUCUACUUUUGUGGAAUGCAGAACCCAAUGUGACAGUUUUGUUGACAUGCUUUAGAUGAGUCGUAAUUGAAUUGCUGCUUUUAUUGGA